CCCGAGCCCGUGGCAACGCCCAGCCCCAACCAGCCACGAGGGGACGCGGGCUUGAGCGCAGCAGCGCCCGAAGGAAAGGAGACACCCUAACCCAGCCUGCCAGCCUCGCGCGCCCGCCCUCGCCUGCGAUCGCCGCCUUCGUCGUCGGAGCGGCCCACCUCCAGCCCCGUCUCGUCUCGCCCCGCCAGACGCCCGAGAGCCGCCGUCGCCCUCGCGCCGCCUGCCCGCAGCCAUGGAAACGGGGCUGAUCUUUCUCUGCUCUCUGCUGGUUCCAGUGAUGCUGGUGGAUGUGACUGAUCAAGAGAAGGAAAAUGACCCCUUUAACUAUGACUACCAGAACCUUCGGAUCGGUGGCUUGGUUUUCGCUGUGGUCUUCUUCACUGUGGGGAUCCUCCUUAUACUGAGCAGAAGAUGUAGGUGCAGUUUCAACCAAAAGCCAAGGGCUCCUGGAGAGGAGGAGGCACAGGGGGAGAAUUUGAUUGCCUCAAAUGCAACAGGAGCACAAAAAGCAGAGAACUGAACAGAAAUUACGAGAUCUAGAGACCAGACAACGGACAAGCGGACCUCAGAUGCAAAUGAUGUGAAGAGAGGCUGAGGUGAAGGACCUGCCUGGGUCCUUGCAGGGAGAUGCUGCCAGCUCUGUGUCCAUGUUGGGCUGUGUCCUGGAACAUCGGUUCUCUCUUUAAAAAAACUCCCCCACCCCCAACUACUGCCAAUACCAUCCACCUGUGUAAUGUUAAUCCGUGGUGACCGUUGCCUCCAGUUCGAUGUUGUUGUGUGAGUCUGUUUCUCUUCACUUCCCUCAUGCUGUUUUGACGUGAUGCUCCAUCCUUGGAGAGUGAGAAAGGAGGUUCCUUCGGCCUGUGCAACAUCCCCAUAGGGUAACUUCUCUUCCUUGUACCUUUCCAUGACCUCAGAUGCUGGCAAAAGCAAUGAAGUGGGGCUGGGGGAGAUAUAUUUAUGCAUAUAAUGUGCAGUGUUCAGCCAUAAGAGCAGAGAUCCAGCCCUGCCCCCCUCCGUCCCCUUCCCCUCUCCGUAAGAAAAAUGCUGUGUCCUCUCUCGCCUCCAACCAGUACUCAGCAAGGCCUAUGAAGAGAAGCCCCCUGCCCAUGCCACUGUGAUGCCAGCCUGAGGGAAGAUGCUAGUGUCAUCUGGUGAAGCGGAAGGAGGAGGAAGGGUGAGGGGAGAGCUCUCAUUUCCCAACUCCACAUGUGACUAGGAGAGGAAGAUGUCAGCAACGGCACUGCCUCGCUUACCUGGGAGUGCUGCCUCUGCAAAUCUCUGCCCUCCAGCCCCCUCCAGCCAUGCCACUGUGUGGGGAGAUCUGCAGAGUUUCCAGGUUUCUUCUGCAAAGCCUUGGAAGGGUGACAUCCUCACUUCACACAGGCUUGUCUGGAGCCAUGCUGUGCAAUUGCUCCUGGGCUUAGGGCCGAAACAGCACCAAAAGGCAGGAGCAUUUAUCUUUUGCAGAGCUCAGCCUCCUCCACCCCAUCACUGCCCCACCAAUUUGUCGCCACCAGGUUGUCUUUCCACAAUGCUUUACGCAGCCACAUGUGCAAAUUCAGCUGUUAAAUUUGUUCCAAUGCAAGGUUUGCUCUAUGUCAGAGCCACUGCCCCCAUGAACGAUUCAAGUCAGCUCCCUGCCAUUGGAAGGAGGGAAUCCCUCUCCUCUUCCUUGUCUGGGACAGUGAGGAUUUGCAAAGGGAUUUGACCCCUGUCUCAGUCAGCACAGUUUAGCCCCAGGAAGAUCACUCUCUGCCCGGCCCAGCCAACUUUUGGUUUCCGACCUUGAUGGACUUAGGCCACUGGGAAUGCCUGUGCAGGGCAGUGUGAGUGCUGUGCUUGGGGCCACCUGCCUCCCACCCAGGUGGCCUCAUCUCCCGCUCACACCAAUGAGUGAGUGGGCCACCCUGCUCUGCCCCCUCCACCAGUGUUUGCUGUGUGUACACCACCAGUCGUCUGUUGCCAUGUGCCUCUCCGUUGUGUCUGUAGUAUGCAGUUGGUAACAGCCAUUUAACACACCUGGUAGAAAGCCAUCCAGCUGUAAAAGUGUUGUAACUCUGAAAACCAAACCCACUGUUGUGUCUUCAUCUGAAAUAGGCAACCCUGCUGUGCUGCUGUGAUAAAGGACUGUUGCAUUUUUGUGUUGUGUCCCAAAACCCACAUGAGAAGAGGAAUAAAAUAUCAUUUCUAUUUCA
Messenger RNA from Lacerta agilis (Sand lizard), 2198 nucleotides. It is a transcript of the gene FXYD6, whose product is annotated as FXYD domain containing ion transport regulator 6. The record is from RefSeq and is a predicted model, not a curated record. The transcript is spliced from 8 exons. Gene Ontology annotation, cellular component: membrane. NCBI's taxonomy places the organism in Eukaryota, Metazoa, Chordata, Lepidosauria, Squamata, Lacertidae. Gene Ontology annotation, biological process: regulation of sodium ion transmembrane transporter activity. Bases 233 to 520 code for a protein of 95 amino acids. Gene Ontology annotation, molecular function: sodium channel regulator activity.